AUGGCUCGCAGUGAUAAUCAAUCUAGCCGUGGAUCGGCGGCUCCAACAUCAAAGGGCCGACUUUCCAGCGACUCCCUCAUACGAUCACUCACUAAGAAGGAUGCUCGUGCCUUUAUGAAGGCAGACAUGGCAGCCUCCAAUGACUCUGGGAUAGUCCUAUCCCACCAAGACUUGGAGGUGAAUGCGCCGGCUCCCUUUCCCGAGUACUCCGAUGCCCAGCCGACUGGGUACAAAGAUGGCGACUCAAGUGCCUCGACGAGAAUCCCCACGAACACGACCCCUAGCGAUGCUUGGACUUUGACCCCCAAUGAAUCCUCCGACGCGGUAGAUUACCGCUCCAAGAGCAAACCAAUGAAGCCCAAGGUCCAUAUAAAACCAAUCCUCCGUAAGAUGUCGCGUGAUGAUGCGCCGUCCACAUCUAUUGAUUUGUCUCGCUCUUCAACCGAGCAGGAAGGUCUGGGCAUCUAUAUGAUGGAGAGAGAUCGGCGUCGAAGUGAAUCCCUGACCGGACCGACAUACCGACGCUCAUCCGGCCUCCACAAUCGAUCCACGAGUGGUACCUCGCAAUUUUCCAUUGGGACCGGAUCUAGCGGAGGCAGAUCAGGAUCGCAAUACGUCUACCCCAUGCGCCCAACCCCCAAGGCAUAUACACCGCCAUUAAGUCAGUCGUACCAAACCUCAAACAAUGACAGCGAUGAGCCAGACGAGGGUAGUUCCGAGUCCCUCCCCGCGUCAGAAACCCCGCGUUUCGUCCGUGCUACUUCGGGACCCGUUCCACGUCUUUCGCUGCAAAUCGAAGACGAUUCAAUCACGCGUCUCGCGGAGGUCUCUCAGUCAAACAUCACUGGGCGACCUUCUUUCGGUUACUCACGCGAUAAUGGGAGUACCCUAGACACAUCAUCCCCGAUCUCUAGGCCCUCUCUUGAUCACAUGUUCCGCUCGCGAACUCGCACCAGUAUGGAUCCGAUCUCUCGUGCCGCUACCGUCCAGGCAGCCCGUCAAGCGUUUGAGGAACGAGAGGCUGCCAAAACUCGCCGGCUCGAGAAACAGCAGUUGAAAGCCGAAGAACGACGCCGUCGCGUCAAGCACACUUUACCCAUCGGCCAUCAUCAGUCCUCAGCGGUGCAAUCCAAAGAGGAAGUUUCUGAGAAACCUCCCAGAUCCAAUGGACCGAGUCCGGUGGAGGCAGAUAAACAACCGUCUGCCUCAUGGAAAUCCCAAUCCAAGAGCGCCUGGGUUCUGUUCAUGACCUGGCUUCGAACGCGGGUGUUCAAAUUUCGACGAAAGCUUCGAAAGGCCUGA
This is a messenger RNA of Penicillium verhagenii, 1302 nucleotides long. RefSeq lists its product as uncharacterized. NCBI's taxonomy places the organism in Eukaryota, Fungi, Ascomycota, Eurotiomycetes, Eurotiales, Aspergillaceae. The record is from RefSeq and is a predicted model, not a curated record. The coding region runs from base 1 to 1302 and encodes 433 amino acids. The transcript has a single exon.